This is a messenger RNA of Suricata suricatta (meerkat), 710 nucleotides long. It is a transcript of the gene ZG16B, whose product is annotated as zymogen granule protein 16B. The coding region runs from base 64 to 564 and encodes 166 amino acids. The transcript has 4 exons. The record is from RefSeq and is a predicted model, not a curated record. NCBI's taxonomy places the organism in Eukaryota, Metazoa, Chordata, Mammalia, Carnivora, Herpestidae.
GGGGCCAGGACUGGGCAACAGGACUCUCCCGCCAGGAGCCUCGGGACUCCCCUUCCAGAAGCCAUGCUGGCGAGGCUGCCGCUCGCCCUCCUGUGGAGCACCGCCUGCUGGGCAGCACAGAUGUACGGGAACGGAGGCGGCCAGUACUUCUGCACGACCAAGGACCCUGAGUACGAACUCUCCGGAAUCCGGGUGACUCUAGGCCCCCUGGGCAUAAUGAGGAGUGUCCAGGUGAAAAAUGGACCCUCCUGGGACACCGUGUACGGUAACAAGAUACCGGGAAAGACCGAGGAAUUCCUCCUGGCUCCGGGAGAGCACAUCAUAGAGAUGUGGGGCUCCUACAAAGCGUUCCUCUGGUCCUUGGGCUUCUACACGGAUAGAGGCCGCUAUGCCAUAUUUGGGAAGGACGAGGGUUCGAACUUCAUCGCCUACCCGGACGACGACCAGAAGGUGCUCACAGCCAUCUGUGGCCAGUAUAAGAUGUUAGGCCUCACGGGCCUCAUCUUUGACUGGGAUUAUAUCUGGGAAGAGGAGCAAGGAAACGCCACUGCCCCAGAGAGAUGACUCCUCCUGGGCCCCAGGGAUGGGACUUCGGUCAACCUGCUGAGGCCACCCGGCUAGUGCUGGGCUGACGGCACUGAGGUAGCAGAGUCUGGACCCCAAAUUGAUUGGAAUCCACAAUCCACAAAUAAAUAAAGCUUCUGCAAGAA